Molecule: messenger RNA, 1004 nt
Organism: Maylandia zebra (zebra mbuna)
Lineage: Eukaryota; Metazoa; Chordata; Actinopteri; Cichliformes; Cichlidae
Product: claudin-4-like
Cellular component (GO): bicellular tight junction; membrane
Molecular function (GO): structural molecule activity
Source: RefSeq, a predicted model, not a curated record
CACCAACUUACUGUUUUGAACAGAUUAAAGAUCUUCAUUAUGGAUGCUGGUAGAAGACAGAUUUUGGGUUUGGCUUUAGCCAUCAUCGGUGUAUUGGGGACCAUCAUGAUCUGUGCUCUCCCUGCCUGGAAAGUCUUCAUUAAUACUGAGUACCAUCAUGGAAUUUAUGGGGCAUGGCAUGGUUUGUGGAAAAUCUGUACAAUAUACGCCACAGGCAAGAUGGAAUGCGUUGAGUAUGAAGUUGUAGUUCCAGGACUGGUAGAUGACACCAUGAAAGCUAUCAGAGCACUCGUGAUUAUCGCAAUCCUCAGUGGGAUCUUUGGAAUCCUGCUUGGUGUGGCCGGGAACAAGCGCAUUAACUUCAUGUUGGAUGAUGGGCAAAAACGCAAAGCGGGCUUUGCUUCUGGAGUUGUCUUCAUCAUUGCAGGUUUCUUGGUGCUCAUACCUGUCUGCUGGAUGGCCAACAUCACCAUUCGUGAGUCUUACAAGGACAGAUAUGACAGUAGUGUCAGCGUACAGCUGGGAGCCUCACUCUACAUUGGCUGGUUCACUACUGGGCUUCUGUUCCUGGGAGGAGGCCUGCUCCUGUACCGACAGGAAUGAUACCGUCAUACUGAAUGUACAGUUAAGUAGUUCAGUGCUCACUCUGUGUAAAGCAUUAAUUAUCUCACCUAUGUAAGGCUUGCUUUUAGAUAUCCGCCACAAAAGAAAUGUUUUCAUAAUUAUUUCAUAAAUAUGAUCUUCUGUUUUUCCCUUCAGAACAAUAAUACAGCCUGAAAUGUAAUGAAAAUAAGGAGAAAUGUUAGCACUGAGUGUGUAACUUACGUUCUUCCUUUAUCCCCCCCCCUCCCCCAGAUCUCUGUGAUAUUAUUACGCUGUGCAUCUAAUAUUCCUAUAGAAUGUGUAUCAAGUGGUUUAAGUCUAAGCCUGAUAACUAUUUCUUUGAAAAACUGCUUCAAUAUAGAUGAUCAUGUGAUUUUCAUUUACUCUUUGAAUACUUUUCU